AUGAAUCUCGCUGGAAAGCUGAAGCGCAGCAUCGCUGCCGAGCAGGGCCGGCUCGAAAUGCGUCGGCGUCUGAAUGCUCCAACCUCCAACACCGGCCCGGGACUCGGCCUUACCUCACGUGCCGUCACUUGCCAAGUGAUGCUUCUGAGAGGCUCCUCCAGUGACUUCCACAAGAUUGCCCCUUCGAGCGAAGAUCCACUCACCAACCCGCUGACAGGCGCAACACCCUUUUUUCAUUUCCGAGAACCCGACUGCGUAACUACGUGGCUACGUGGGCCAGGCAGUCAGGCCCAGGAUGACACGUUGGCGCGGCACCUGGCCAUCCAGCUGAAGCGGCUCAAGGCGUUUGUCUCUUUCUCUUCUUGCUUUCGCUUGCUUUCACACUGUGCUCUCACACUCCUACAGGUGGUGGAAUUUAUGCGGACCUUGCUGCGGAGGAACCCAGAGGCACUUCGGAAUUAUCGAUUUGAAGAUGUUAAUCUGAGCAGUGCUUUCAUUGUCGCGUGGGUCACCAUGGUCGGGCCUGGCCUGAUGGAAUGGCAUCCGGUACCGAAGCUACUUAAUCAUGUAGAUAACGGUGCUCGGAAGUCUUGGAUUGACAGCCCCUUCAACUUUUGA
Messenger RNA from Symbiodinium pilosum, 618 nucleotides. Lineage: Eukaryota; Dinophyceae; Suessiales; Symbiodiniaceae. The record is from the annotation of a GenBank genome assembly.